Chanos chanos (milkfish) is the source of this 2700-nucleotide messenger RNA. RefSeq names its product kyphoscoliosis peptidase (gene ky). Gene Ontology annotation, cellular component: cytoplasm. The transcript is spliced from 7 exons. The record is from RefSeq and is a predicted model, not a curated record. NCBI's taxonomy places the organism in Eukaryota, Metazoa, Chordata, Actinopteri, Gonorynchiformes, Chanidae. The coding region runs from base 1 to 2700 and encodes 899 amino acids.
AUGACGGACAGUGAGGCUCAGAGAUUCUCCUUCCCAAUCACCUGCUCCUCUUGCCACGUUCAAACCAACCAACCUCAGCCGUCAGGACCCCUCAGGCUGAUCCAAGACCCAAAUCACAACACGGAGCACCAGAACACAGAGCCGGAGCAGGACAGUUCAGAGCCAAAACAUGAAUGUGAGAACCAAAAGCCACAGAAUGCAGGAGGAGAACAUGAGAAUGCAGAACUGCAACCUCAGAACACCCAGUCGGAAUGGCAGAAUGCACAAUUGGAAUUCCCAGCAAGUGGCAGCUUAGAGGUAGGGUUCAGAAGGAUCCAAGAAACCACUAAACACCCUCUAGAUAAAAGGAAGGAGGGAAAAAAAUCUCUGUCACCAGCAGGAGGUCCGUGUAAGCCACACCCCAUCAUGCCAGCACUGGAAGGAGUGGUGUCACGUAGGGCGGUGUUUGAGAAGUGGGCGGGAUUAACAUGUGAGGAGCAGCGACCAAGCACGAAGCGUCAGUUAUCGGUGGAGAGCGCGGCAAAGUGUGUGAGCGUGAGGAAGAGGAGCACUGUGACAAAGAGCAACGACGAGCCCACAAAGUUCUUCACUCAGCCUAACAAACAGUUCCAGAGACCCUGUUCACCCACAGAAAACAUCUCCCAAAGGAAGCCACGCAAACACCUCUUUAGAAGCUCUGAGGUCUUUCACAGAGUUGACACUCAUGCUAUCAACGUGGGGAGACAGCUAAAGGAGAAGGGAGAGUUCUCAGCCAAAAGCAUCGCUCGCUCAGUUACUCAAGGAGCCAGAAAUGAGCUGGAAAAACUCAGAGCCAUAUGGGUCUGGCUCUGUCAUAACAUAAAGUACGAUCUGGAAGGGUAUCUGGGUCUAUCUCAGAAGCUCUGCUCUCCUGAUGAGGUCAUUAAAGAGGGGCGGGGCGUAUGCUGUGGAUAUUCUAGCAUUUGUCUGGAGAUGUGCAGGGAGGUGGGCAUUGAGUGCCAAGAAGUGAGUGGGUUCAGUAAGGGCAUUGGGCACCAGGCCGGCCAGAGACUGGCAGACAAGCAGUCAGAUCACAUGUGGAACGCCGUCUGGGUGGGUGGUCAGUGGGGCCUGCUGGACGCCUGCUGGGGGGCUGGCACUGUUGACAUGGAAACCAAAACUUUCAAGGAAAGAUUCGAUGAUUUCUACUUCCUGACUGAGCCCAGUGAGUUUAUCGAAACCCACUUCCCUGACGACCAGCAUUGGCAACUGUUGUCCACGCCCAUCUCUGUGGAAGAGUUUGAGCAGAGAGCGCUAAAGACCUCGGCAUUUUUCACCUUGGGAUUAACGCUCACACAACCCAAACAAUACAAGCUCACCACAGAUGACGGAGAGGCGACGGUGUCUCUGAGCUCAUCCAGGCCGUUGACUUUUGCAUACGAACUGAAGCAGCGAGGCGUUCAAGGACAGAGGGAGGUUGACAGCUCCUGUGCCCUGCUCUCAGUCACCCAUCUGGGGAUGAAUCUGCGUCUGCUGCCCCCGGAGAUCGGAACCUACGAGUUGAAACUCUUUGCACGACCUGAAAGCAACUCUGGGGUGCUACGCUGGGUCUGUUCUCUUGAUUUGGAGUGUGCGAGCGUAAGGCCCAGUCAAUCACUGCCUGAUAACCCCUUCCUGAGCUGGGGGCUGGUUGCGUCUGCAGCUCAACUGGGGGUCCAGGGUUGUAGCUCGGGCACGGGCGGAGAAGCAAUUGAGGUGGGUGAAGGAGGACAGUGCGAAGUUGUUCUGGCUACGUCUCGGCCGCUGAUGAUGCUUUGCGAGCUGGCACAACCUGACCUGGACCCGGCCGUCGCCAAGCGUUGCCUAGCUACGCAGAUUACGCCGGAUAAGCUGAUAUGUCAUGUCCUAUGCCCGCACCGAGGCUUCUACCGCCUCUCUGUGUUUGUAAGGGAUUACAAUAAUAACGGCGGACCGCUCCAGAAUGUGGGGAACUUCCUGCUCCAUUGUAAAAACAGAGGGGUGAAUCUGAACUGCCUGUUCCCCCCCGACCUUGGCCCUUGGUGCGGUCCGGGUCUUCGGACGCAAGAAGCAGGACUGUCCCACUUUAGCCACACGGGUGGGCUGGUGAAUAUGCCUCAGGGACGUUGCAAUAUAACUUUCCACUGUUCCUCUCCAGACAUACAGGUACACACUGUCCUAAGUGCAGAGAGCCACCAGGAGACCACGGCAAAUGCCAACCAGGCUCUUGGCGCAAGGCUGAACACUCCCUUCCCCUUGUCCCGGUAUGUGCUCCUUACUCUCACAGACAAUAAGGUGACAGUGAGCGUGUGCGUGCCGCAGCCAGGUGUGUAUAGACUGGGCCUGUAUGGACGCACGUCCCCUCAGAAAGAUUACGCGCCGCUGUGUGACUUCGUGCUAAGGAGCGCGUGCGAACUACGUGGGGACCCGUUUCCGUGCGCGUACUCCGCAUGGAGCCGGGGGUGUGUGUUGCUGGAGCCGCGAGGAGGACUUCUGGCUCCACGGAGCUGGGUGUGUUUCCGUGUGCGGGUGCCAGGAGCAAAGAGAGUGUGCGUACGAGGGGAGAAAGCCGCGGAACUGAAGAUGAAUAAAAGUCGAGUUUGGGAAGGUGAGGUAUACACCGGGGACGCCGCACAGAUACAGCUUGCCGCCGUCACCACGGAAACAAACAACAUGCCGGUCCUCAUGGCUUUUGACGUACUGAGCCUGGAAAAUGAGCCAUAA